Messenger RNA from Betta splendens (Siamese fighting fish), 1140 nucleotides. It is a transcript of the gene lypd6, whose product is annotated as LY6/PLAUR domain containing 6. The coding region runs from base 364 to 903 and encodes 179 amino acids. Gene Ontology annotation, biological process: positive regulation of canonical Wnt signaling pathway. NCBI's taxonomy places the organism in Eukaryota, Metazoa, Chordata, Actinopteri, Anabantiformes, Osphronemidae. The transcript has 7 exons. The record is from RefSeq and is a predicted model, not a curated record. Gene Ontology annotation, molecular function: acetylcholine receptor inhibitor activity.
GUGCGAUACACUUGGAGCGCAGCGGCAGUUUGCGCCUCCGUCGCGGACAGUCCGGGUCCGCAGCGGCUCCUCUCAGCGCUUCAAGCCGGAUCUCCUACAGUCCAAAGACAUGCAAAUGUGGAGAGAAAGCCUUCAUUCUUUCAGCUGAUUAAAACUCCAUCUGCACAAAAGUCUUGAAAAAUCUGAGAUGUGUCUCCGUUUUACUGGGGCAUGGAUAACGCAAAGAAAACAAGCAUUUACAACCACAACGCCUGAGGGUAAAAUGCACGAGAGGCAACUGAGCUCAGAGCGGAUCUUCAACCAGCCCACUGAUCUCGGUCCAGGAGCAGAACCAGGCACUAGGUGCAUGCGGACACGGGCUCCAUGAUGGAGGCCUGGCCGACGGUGGCCCGGCUCCUGCUGCUCUCCUCCAUCGCUGGCUGGCUGAGGCCUUGUGAUUCGCGGGAUUUCACCAUGAAGGACAUAGUGCAGCUGCAUCCCUCAACAACCCCUCACCCUGGUGCCUUCAAGUGCUUCACGUGCCAGGACGCCGCGGACAACUACGAGUGCAACCGCUGGGCUCCGGACGUGUACUGUCCACAAGGCACCAGAUACUGUUACACGCGUCACAUGAUGGACGAUCACGGCGACAGCGUGUCCGUGACCAAGCACUGCGCGUCCGUGGACGGCUGCCUGUUUACCGGCUGCGUCGACGCCGCCUAUGACGGCUACCAGGUGUGCUCGUCCUGCUGCGAGGGGAACAUCUGCAACGUGCUGGUGCCGAGGAACGAGAGCAGCGCCGUCUUCUCGUCCACGUCUCCCCUGCUCAGCUCCAGCGGCAGGCUCCGUCCCGCGGCGCUGAGCCUCACCGUCGGCGUCUUCGCUGGGAAAACUCUGCAUCUGUGCGCCAUUAUCGCACACUGAUAAAUAAAAGCACUUUCCUACUGUUGAGAAAUGAAGGAUACACGUGUUGUCUGACAUGCCACUGCAGAAACAGUUCCCGUAGGUUAGUUUUCCGUCCUUUUGACAGACAUGUAUUUUAUUUGUUUUUUUUAUUGCUAAUUUAUUUAUGCAAAGUGUCUACGUAACAGUAUUAUUGUGAGCAUGUCAGCAUGUGUUUUCACAGGUUAUGUUCAUAUUAAAUUUAAUUUAUGUAUUAGA